AUGCCCGGCGCCAGCCCCCCCGAUUGCUUCUCCUUGGGCGGCCCUUCCCCGUCUCCCCUCCAAACCCCGCUGUCUGGUCCCGGCGGAGCAAUGGGCAUGGGCGCGCAAGGAGGGGGCGGGCAUUUCACAUCCACGGGAAUGUCUGCGGGGCAGUCGCUUCUUGGGAUGCUGCCCACCUCGCCCGCCAUGCGCCCCGCCUCUGGGACACCCGCAUCUGGCAGCGGCGGGCGGAUCGGCCGGCGGAGGAGCGCGAUGUCCCCCGGGCUUGCGCCGAUGCAGAGCGGCGCAAUGCUGAUGGGCGGAGACAUGGGGGAGAUGGCGAACCCCGAGGGGUACGAAGUGAGUCGGAACCUCGACGCGCGCGUGGAGGACGUGUGGCGCGAGUGGAAGGAGGGGCUCAACGGCGGCCCGUCCAUUGAGAAGCUUGAAGAGGCGCGGCGGCGCGACCGCAAGUGCGUGUGGUGGCGGCAUAAGAACGACUACAAGUACUGGCGCAAGCAGUACCGUUCUCGCCCGUGCUUCCCUCUCCCAUCCUGUCUCUUCCCUCUGUCGCCCCCGUUCCCUGUCUCCCCGCACGACCAUCUUCCCUCUCCAUGCCUCCGCCGCCCGGGAUUCUCCUCGCACGCGGCUGGUGGCGGGGGGCGCGCGGGGCAGAUGCGCAUAGUGCACGCGGUGGAGAGCAAGGCGGGCGAGUUCGCGGGCGACGUGGCGGCGGCGAUCCGCUUCUGGGACGACAUCCUGCGCGUCGAGUUCGCCGGCUCCAUCUCCAAGCUCCGCGAGGCGCUUGGCGGCGACCGCCCGCUGCCGUCCGCGCAGUCUACAGGUGGUGGCGGCGGGGGCAACGGUGCAGACGACUCCCCCGGUGCGGAGGGGCGGGGGGAAGAUGGGCGGGAGGGUUCGGGAGAGGGAAAUGACGGGGGCGGAGUGGGAGGAGGGGAGGGGAGCAAGUGGAAGAGGCAGAGGAGGGAGUUGCUGCAGCGGGGCGUGGAGAGAAUGAAGGCGUGGGCGCAGGGGGGCGCCAGCGGUGCUGCUGUGGGCGGCAGUGCGCUGAUGGCAGCAGCGCUAGCGCCUGCAGGCGUGGGUGGUGUGUGUGCAGACGGGGGCAUGGUGGGCGGCAUGGGGGGGGGGCAAGGGUCGAUGGCAGGGGCGGUGGUAGAUGGCAUGGGCACUCCCAUGGGCAUGCAGGCAGGCAUGGCGCAGCAGACACAGAUGAACGGUGGUAAUGGUGCGAGUGGGCUGGGUGCGCACGUGGUGAGCUCGCAUGAAAUGGGUGUUGUUCAGGGCGUGCUGAUGCAGCAUGGGGGGGGCAAUGGCAUGCAGCAGCAUGGGGGCGGAAAUGGCAUGCAGCAGCAUGGGGGCGGAAAUGGCAUGCAGCAGCAUGGGGGCGGAAAUGGCAUGCAGCAGCAUGGGGGCGGAAAUGGCAUGCAGCAGCAUGGGGGCGGAAAUGGCAUGCAGCAGCAUGGGGGCGGAAAUGGCAUGCAGCAGCAUGGUGGGGGGAAUGGCAUGCAGCAGCAAGGGGGAGAGCAGCAUAUGGUGGGUGGGCAUGGCGAUGGAAGCGUGAUGCAAGGGCAUGUGCAGCAGCAUGUGAUGCAAGGGUCUGGUCCCCAGCAUGGGCAGUCUGGUAUGGUGCAGCAAAUCUGA
Closterium sp. Naga37s-1 is the source of this 1641-nucleotide messenger RNA. Lineage: Eukaryota; Viridiplantae; Streptophyta; Zygnematophyceae; Desmidiales; Closteriaceae. The record is from the annotation of a GenBank genome assembly.